AUGAAGGGCAGGUCUGGCAGCUCAACGGUUCAGGCACAAUAUGCUGGGAGGUAGAAGAGGGGACAUUGCUAUAAUGAUUAUGCUUGAGUCCCAACAGCCGUAACAGCGAAGGGAGGAGCCAGCACUGUUUAAAAGUUGUUUGGCAGAUGCUACCUGACAGGAUUCACUGAUUUCACCCCAGGAAACUGUCUGGAGAAUCUUCGUUACACUCCCUCUAUAGAAAGUGCACCAUUCUUUAGGACUGGAUCUAAGAUAGCAUUUUCCCUUGUGGAGGUGCCCAUCGUGACAGCAGCCAUGCCAACAGUGUCCUUUCUCAGACUUGGAACGUGCACGGUGUCCAAAUCCUCCAGGUGUGGUCUCACCAAGGCGAGAUAAUUCUGGUGACCAAUUCCAGGUCCUGAUGGUGAUCACCUGCUGACCGUACUCAAUACACGCAGUCGCAGGACAAGAAGACCUGACAGAGGAUCAUCAGUCAGAAACACGGAACUGACCAGCCCUGUGAUCCUGGGGCAGGAACUUGGGUACUCCGAUACAUCUCAUGUUAGGAGACCGAGCACUGUGAAAUAUCCCAGGACAGGAACAGGCAGCAUGAGAUAUCCUAGGACAUGAGUCUGGUCAAAAUGAUAAAUCCAUGGACAAGAAUCUAGGCACUGUGCUUCAUUGUAGGAUGGCAACUCGGGCAUCAAGAUAGAUACUGGGACAAGAACCCAGACCAUCUGCUAAACCCUAGGCGGAACACGGACACCAGGCCAGAAAUGUGGAGCUGGUGGAACAUCCCAGGACUGCAAAACACGGGACAGGAACCUUCCGUUUCUGGGAAUUUCACUGUCCCCUCUGAGAAAGAGAAUACAGAUCCCAGGAGUACAUUCAGCCUUUCAGAGGAAACGGCGAGCGUUUUACCAGAUAGAAGUAACCGGUCUGAAAAUCUCAGCCCCCCACAAGUUGUGCAAGAUUUGGGUUUACAGGAACACUAUCCUCACGAACUAUCACUAACUUCCAUGCGGGAGGUAUCCUGGAAUAAACUGGAGGACAACAAGCCAACUCGACCAGAAGAUCUUCCUCGUCAAUUUCUCCAACGCAUCCUCUCAGCCAAUCCUGACUGGCCUCCUGCUCAGGCCUUGGAGAGUGAAACGAAUAGUGAUGAAGAGCUUGGUUUUGUUAAUCUCAAGGGGUCAGGAGAUUUUGGCAUUAAUCCUCUGGAUAUCAUUGCUGCCAUUUUCCUCUGUGCCGACCAUUUCCUCCGGCAGGAACUGAUGCUGAAGAUGUCUCUGUGCCAAUUUGCAUUACCCUUUCUGCUGCCAGACGGACACAGUUAUCCCAUGAAUGGGGUGAGGGGAACCACAGAAGGGCCUGGUGCCACCCUUCUCCUCUGGGCAAUGAGGCCCAUUAUUAAAACGUGGUGCCCAUGUUCUUCUACAUUCACCAGUCCCGUUGUGGAGGUGCCCAUCGUGACAGAGGCCGUGCCAACAGUGUCCUUCCUCAGACUUGGAAGGUGCACGGUAUCCAAAUCCAGAGUCCUCAAUCUCACCUUGAGUCAGACACAGCUGCAGCAGAACAUCUUCCUGCACUCCGAGAUGGAAUGUGGGGAUGUGCCUCGUGGGAUAUCCGAUGCAAUGGCUGAGAUCAGCUGGUAUCUACCUUCUGGGAAGAACAACACGGACAUUUUCCCAGAAGCUGCUGCAUUCAUUAACCUCCGAGGUGAUGCUGAAACUUACCAGGGAAACACUAGGUUUCUGGCUAAAGUCUCUGCUGCUCUCUUUAUUUUCAUUGACGUUAUCGGUGAGAAGGAAAGAGAAUUCCUCACCUCUCUCGCACAGUCACCAGCAAAACUCUUUCUCAUAGUCAACUCUCACAUCCAUCAGCAACACAUAACCCCUGAGCAGGCAAAGAAACUGUUUGAAGAUCUAAAGUUACAACCUGAACAAUACAUUGAUCGGACAAAUGUUAAUGAAGCUAAACUUGUAGAAAAACUUCGUGCUCAGAUAAAACAAGUAAUUCUAAUGAGGGGCAGGGACCAGAUCUUGCUGAGCCUGGAGCAAAUGGCAGACAUUGCGAAGGAAAGUGGGGUUGGGGUCGAUGAACAUCAUCCUAAAAUACAACGAGCCAAGGAACUGACCAAAAUACUGGGCAGUCUUCACCCAGGAGACAUUGCUGGGUAUAAAAAAAGAGUGCUUCCCUUUCAUGGAGAGCCCUGGCAAGAUUUGUCUAAAGCUGAGAAAGAGAAGGCUCGGAUGAAACUUCGCAGGGAUCAAACCACAGAGGUGUAUAACAAUGAGCUGGACCAGAAGAAGGAAAGAAUCCGAGAAGCUCAGCUCAGCCAGAGCCUGUCAGAGGAGAUGCGGCUGUUCAUUGAACACCUCACCCGUCCCGGUGAGGUUGACAGAGCCAUUUCCUUACAGUGGCUGAAGCUGGAGCUAGGCAGUAAAUCAAUGGAAAUUCUGGCAGGAUUGCGCAGGCUUUAUAAACAACUGUGUAAAGAUUCAAAGCAGAAGGUCAAGGAGCUGAAGGAGUUGGAUCAGAAGAUGUCUGAUAGUUCCCUGGGUCUCGAGCAUUUCAUGAGGGAACUCGGCCAGGUUUAUGAACUCUCUGUGACACGACACAACAUCAUGCAACAGACACAGAUCCACCCAAAUGUGUCACAAUUGCCAGGUGUUGCUGCUGACCUAUUGCUGGGUGGGUUCCCACUGGAGCUCCUGGAUGGAGAAGUUUCCAAUGUUCCUGUUCCGUGGAUCACUGCUGUACUGACAGAAGUGGCCACAAAGGUGGGAAGUGGUUCCCGAAUGUUGGUGCUGACGGUGAUUGGAGUUCAGAGCACGGGGAAGUCCACACUCCUCAACACAAUGUUUUGUUUAAGGUUUGCUGUGAGCAGCGGCCGAUGUACUCGAGGGGCCUACAUGCAGUUGAUCCAAGUCACAGGGAGCCUGGCCGCGGAGCUGGGCUGUGAGUUCAUCCUGGUCAUUGACACGGAGGGGCUGAGAGCUCCAGAACUCGCAACAUUAACAGACAGCUACGAACACGACAAUGAGCUGGCAACGUUCGUGGUUGGAUUAAGCAAUUUAACGUUGGUAAACAUAGGGAUGGAAAAUCUCACAGAGAUGAAAGAUGUUUUACAGAUUGUUGUUCAUUCCUUAAUCCGCAUGAGGCAGACAGGGAAAGGGCCAAAGUGCAUAUUUGUCCACCAGAAUGUUGGGGAUUUGAGCGCACACGAUCAGAAUCUGAGAGGCCGUCAGAAACUACUGGAACAGCUGGAUAAGAUGACAGAGGCUGCAGCAAAGCUGGAGAAAGUAGAGCGGGUAACGUUCCGUGAUGUGAUGGACUAUGACGCUGAGAAGGACAACUGGUACAUCCCUGGUCUGUGGCAUGGUUCACCCCCAAUGGCUGCUGUCAACACUGGCUACAGUGAACACGUCUCUCAACUGAAGAACUAUCUAAUUCAAUGUUUACUCCGACGGAACCAAUGCCAACGAGCUUUCACUAUCCCAGACUUUAUCAAAUGGAUGGCUGGGCUUUGGGAGCAGGUGAAACAUGAGAAUUUCAUUUUCAGCUUCCAGAACAGUCUGGUCGCAGAGGCGUACAGCCACCUCUCCCUGAAGUACAAGGGCUGGGAGUGGGAGCUCCGCAAAUUCACACACUCCUGGGGAAAUGAGGCUGAAAACAGAAUCAGCAAUGCCACUGGUGAUCUCAUCCAACUGCUCCAAACACUAGAACGGGAGAUCGGGACAGAGAUUAACAAAAGGGAAGCUGACACUCUGGGUAAACUAAAGGAUCUCUUUGAAAGUGGGGCUGACAAUGUGCAUCUAAUGGAGAAAUACAGGGAGGAAUUUAAGCUCAGCAUCUCCAGUUUAUGCAGCCGGCUUCAGGAAAGUUCAAAGCAGAGAUGUAGAGAUGCUGUGAACAGACGUGUGGGACUGCAGGAAGUAGAUGCUACUUGGAACAAAUUUCACAAGAAGGUUGAAGAACAGGUCAAGAAGCUUUUAUGGGAGUGUAAAGGGAGAAAUCAAGUGUUGGGUGACAAGGAACUGCAAUCUGCCUUUGGAAAGAUGUGGCAAGAUACGCUCUCUCAGCUGGACUUUCAGCCCUGCAGACAGAGAAAUGUUGAACUGGAGAUUGAAAAUCUUCUCAGAGAGGACACAAGAACUCAAGGGGGAGUGAUUAAUGAAAGGCUAAGAAGUAAAACUCUCUCUAAACAGGGGACCCAGUACUUUCAGAUGGAAGGGAAACACAUCAACAGGACAGGGAUGAGAAUGAAUAAUAACACGGUCAGCUUUCCUUCUGACCAAUCAGAUCUUGAUCAAGCAGCGAUGAUAACAAAGUCCCUCGAGGAUGAAUGCAGACGUUGGAUCUCUGACACCACAGAAAAGGACAUGGAUUAUGACAAUAAAUAUUGCAUUGAACUCAUGAAAAUUAUAGAGGAAAAUGUUAACAAUAUUUCACAUCCAAACUUUACACUGAGCGAGGUUUACAAGGCUGAGUUCAAACUUCACCUGUGUGGUUACGCUGCACCGAGAUUCCAGCAAAUGCACAUGAGGUUCAUCGACAGUCACAACCCACGGAGAAGACUGGAAAACAUGAGAGGUCAAUACUUUGAUCUCUUCAAGGACAUUUACACAGAGCAGGAUGAGAACCAGAGACAAGCAGAAGUAUUUGCACGAUCGUGUUUCUUGCCAGCUCUCAGAGAUGCCACGCUCAAGAUUCUCAGCAUGAACAUUGUGGAUGAUAUGAAAAAACGUGACCCUGAAGGAAAGUACAGUCUCCGCAACAACUUCACUGUGGUCCUGCUGGUCCACUUGAAACAAACACAUACAUUUGAUGAAUAUCACCGGUAUAUCACUGACUUCGAGAAUUUCGCCAAAGACUGGCUCCAUCGCCAGGUUGUUGAACACUGCAAGGCACAACACGAUGGAGGGAGCACGUUUACCCAUCUGGCUAAAGAAAUCCUCACAGAGAUCACUGGCCAAGCUAAAGGGAUUGUUCAGCAUGCAGUGAAGCAGAAUGUUGCUGGAAAUGCUCAGAGCUUCCUAGACAUGUUUGUUGAAAAGUUAAAGACAAGAAUCUCGAUGCCCAAAGAUGUGAUGAAACUUGUUCUGUUUCAGAGUGACACUGAUGGCAAGAAAUGGGCAGAAGCAGUUCUGCCAUGUAUUAAAGAGGUGGAGCAGAAUCUCCUCCGUGAGGUGAUGAGCUGGGAUGUCCAAACAACGAUUGAGGAAUUAUCCAUUAAACCCUGGGAGGAGCUGUUCAAGGGGUUAUUCAAUUGUACUAAGAAAUGUCCUUUCUGUGGGGUUUUCUGUGACUCAGAGACCCCGGUACACACUCACCACUCUUGUAAGCAGCACAGACCUCAAGGACUCAACCACUAUCGAAGGAGCGACAGUGAACAUCUUGUAAUGGAUAUCUGCACAGCUUCAGUCGCAAGUGAUGUAAAAUUCCGAAAUGAAGACACACAUUGGAAAUUCAAGCCCUACAAGGAUUACCAAACUGUCAAUGAUUACUACAAAUCCUGGAUUAUCCAACGGGAAAUUUCCGCACAGGCAGCAUCCUAUUGGAAGAAGGUUUUCUACACUUUCAAUGAGCAGUUUGCUGAAAAAUACAGAGCAAAACCUGCAAAGAUCAACAGAGCCUGGAACCUGGACUGGGAUGUAGUGAGAGAAGAGCUGAACAAGACGUAUAAUGCAACCAUUCAGUCUUGGUAAUGUCCCUUCAAAGGGCGUUGCUCAGUGAGAGGCAGACAAAGGUAAACUGUCUGCCUCUGAAGGAAAUGGCAGAGUAAAUUGCACGAUAUUAAAAUUCAAAUCUAAUCAUCAGUCUUAAAAGGAUUAGCAGAGCAGAAGGAAUGUUUUCAACUGAUUGUUUAUCAAAUUAAGGAUUAAUUUAUGAAUUAGACCAGAGAAGUGUGAGGAAUAUUUCUGGAGAGAGGCAUCAGGUAUCCAGGGGGGACGGUGGGGAAUGAGGAUCUGGUGUUGGAAGAGGAGAAUAGAGGGAAGGUUGGGGAAUGGGAUGAGGAGGGAUCAGGGGAAUUCCAAAGAGGCAUUGGGGGAUAUUGUGAGGAGGGAGUGAGGGACAGUGGGAGGAGGGAUUGAGAGAAAUGUUUGGGAAGAUUGAGGAGGGAUUGAGGGACACUCAGAAACUGUGAUACUUGGUGACAUUCUAAACGUACAUGAAACAGAAGUAGACCGUUCGGCCCAUCAAGUUGACUCCAUCGUUCAUCAAGAUCAUGGCUGACCUUCUCCAUCAACACCAUUUCCCACCCUGUCCCCAUAUCCCUGAUCUGUCUCCUUCCCAGAAUCCUGUUGACCUUCUUUUGAGCCCAGUCAAUCCCUGAGACUCUACAGCUCUGGGGUAAAGAAUUCCAAAUGAUUCACCAACCUCUGAGUGAAGAAUUUCUCCUCACUUCAGUCCCAAGCAGCCUCCCUCUUAUUCUGACCUCUAGCUCUGGACUCCUCAGCCACAGGGAACAUCCUCCUUGUCUCUCAGGAUCUCCGGAUCUUAUAAAAUCUCAGGAUUUUAUAUCAAUGAAGUCCUGCCUCAUUCUUCCAAACAGCCAAGAGUUGAUGCACAGCCUACUGUCCCAAGAACCAGUCAGGUGACCCUUUGAUGCACUCCCCCUGUGCUAGGUAUACCUUUUUACAGACAAGGGAACUAAAACUUUACCCAGUACUCCAGGUGCAGUCUCACCAAGGCCCUGUAGUGUUGCAGUGAGACAUCAUUCCCCAAAUCCUCUUGCAAUAAAGACCAACAUUUCCUUCUUACCUGCCUGCUGCCUGUGCAUUUUGGCUGCCAGUGACUGGUGUACAAGGUCACCAGGUCCCUUUGAACAUCAACAUUACCCAGUCUCGCACCAUUUGAAACAAUAGUCAGUAUUUCUGUUUUUCUACCAAAGUGGAAAACCUCCCAUUUUCUGCGCUGCCUCCAUCUGCCAUGUUGCUGCCACUCACUUGGUGUUUUUAUCCCCUUGCAGCCUCUUUGCAUCCUCAUCUCUACUCACGUUCCCACUUCAGCAAACUUGGAAAUGUUACCCUCAGGCAAACGACUGAUUGUUAAGAAGUGGGACCCAAGCCCCGAUCCCUGCCUGUAACACCCCAUGAAUCACAGACCAGCAACACCAGAGGGACCCCUUAGUUCCUAACAUUUCCUUUCCCUACAUGCACCAACGUUCAGUCCAUGCUGCUAUACUCUCCCCAAUUCCAAGUGCUCGAAUCUUCUUCUCUCCCCAGUUCCAUGUGUUCUAACCUCAUUCACCGACCUCCUGUGAGGGACCUCAUUGACAGCCUUCCAAAAAUCCAAGUACACCACAUCCACUGGUUCCCCCUUAUCUACUUCACUCAAUGCAUCCUCAACACAACUCCAGUAGACUAGUCAAACAUGAUUUCCAUUUCUUUAAUCCGUGUUGUCUCUGCUUCAUCAUAUGAUUUCCAAGUACCGUUCUCAUGGAUUCCAGCAUUUUUCCAACUGCCAAUGCCAGGCUAACAGUUUGCAGCUCACUGCUUCCCCUCUCCCUCCUCUUUGUACUGGGCUCACAUGUUCCACCCUCCAAUCCACAGGGACAAUUCCAGAACACUGCAAUUUGGAAGAGAGCUGCCAUGAUCUUCAGAGCCACCUCCUUCAAACCUGUGGGAUGUAGAUCAUCAGAUCCUUGAGAUUCAGCAGUUUUCAGGCUCCAGUUAUAUUUCUUCACCAAUGCCAGUUCCGUUUACAUUCCCAGCUGCACUGGACUCUUGAUUCCCCAGCAUUUCUGGCAGGUAUUUUGUGCCUUUGUCCAUGAAGAAAGGCAAAAAACCAAUGUUUAUUUCCUCCGCCAUUUCCUCAUUCCUCAUUAUAAAUUCUCCCCUCUGUCUGUAAAGGCCCCACAUUUGCUCUCACCUGUCUUGAUCCUUUUAUCCACCCACAGAAGUUCUUACAGUCUGUUUGUUUCUCUCACCAGUUCACUCUCAUGUUCUGUUUCACCUCCUCUUGUCAAUGUGUUCAACAGCCUUUGUUCCAAACCAGUCCUCGUUGUCACUGCCUUUCCAAGCCCUUACCCUGACAGCUGACCAUCUUUAAUUUCUCCUGGAAUCCAUGGUUACACCAGAUUUUCUGUGGUGCCGUACUGGAAUGUAAAUUUCUGCCACUGCUCGUCCAUUGUGAUGCUCUUUAAUGUAGUUUCCCAAUCUACCCCAGACAACCUGCCCCUCAGUCCCUCCUACGAGAGAGGCAGAGAGGGGGAAAGGGUCCAUUCAUUACCACUGCAGCUUUACUGGGUGUGGGUUGCGAGUACAACAAUGUCAGCACAGGAUGAACCCCUGACAAGGACUUGGUACACUUCUGUCUUGGCCCUCAGGUGGAUGAGGCUGAUCAGUAUCCUCCUGUGUGAAUAGGCACCCUGUGUGAUGAGCUGAGACCCAGGACAGCAGCAGUGAGAAGAAUGUGCCAGUGUCAACACAGGAACACCACCCUGUUUGCUCCCACUGUGGAUCUCAGGGUUUCAGUGUUGCUCUGUCACUGCUGACUUUUGGCCCCAUGUUGCAUAAAGGUAACAGACCACACGGAGCAAAGAUCACUCAGCAGGAGUGUGUCACCUUCCAUACCACCCACCCAGCCAACCCAUCAACCGCCUCCUGCCCCACCUGUGGUGGUGUCUGCAGAGCCCACAAUAGCCCCCUCUGACCCACAGAACUGAAGUGGGAGCAGAGACAGCCCAAGAGGAGACAGCAGAGUUCACUGGUGUAAAGCGAGCUGCUGGAGGAGCUCAGAGGGCCAGGCAGCAUCUGAGUUCUGGCUCCCUGACCCACUUGAGUCCCUCCAGCAGCUCAUUUCUCUCACUAGGUUCCGGCAUCUGCAGUCUCUUGUGUCUCCAGCACAGAUCACAAGGCAGCUUCAGCAGGCAGUUAAUUUCCUUCAGCAGCUUGGAUAAAGCACUCUGCUCCACAAUCUGACGUCCUGGUUCAUUCACUGAAAGCCAUGUCUAAUGAUCAUCCUCGUUCACACCAUUUCUCUUCAGCUGCUGACCUGCUGACUGUGGGCCUCCUGGUUCAGGGUAAAUGGAUCCAGUCAAGAUCUACACUCCGACCCGGGCAGCACAGGGAAACUCUUUCCCCUCGAAGCUCAGAGCGAAACGCUGCUGUAAUUGUUACAGUCACUGUGGUCACCCUGUCCCUAUACAAGGUCACAAUCUUUGAAUCCCACAUAUUCGGGGAACAAUCCUCUCCCUCCAACAGAGAGAAGGAAGGUCCAGCAGAACUUGCUGUGUCUACAUGCUCACUCUCUGUGUUUUAUAUCAGAGGACACCCAGAUCCCUCUGGACACCAGCAUUCAGUGAUCUCCCCUCAUUUCAAUAAAGCUCUUCCUCUCUUCCUAUCAAAGGGGUUAACCUCACAUUUCCCCACGUUACACUUCACCUGUCAAGUAUUUACCCAGUUGGUUCACCCUUGGCUCCUUUGCAGAGUCUGUGUGUCCUCGACUGACCUGGGCAUUGUUGGCAAGACCAACAUUUAUUGCCCAUCCCGAGUUGCUCCUGAGAAGGGGAUGUGAAUGGCACAGGCUUGUAAUGUGCUCACAGAGUUCCCUGGGCAAGGAACUGCAGUGCAUUUUGUAGAUGGUGCACAUUGAGACAAUAACUGUGUCCGCCACUGAAAUCCAUGUAUGGAAAUUAGAAGUAAUCCGGUGGAGUUCACUUUGUUGCUGACCUGUAGAAGGAAACAGGUAUUUGUGUGUGGACGA
Pristis pectinata (smalltooth sawfish) is the source of this 9693-nucleotide messenger RNA. RefSeq names its product interferon-induced very large GTPase 1-like. NCBI's taxonomy places the organism in Eukaryota, Metazoa, Chordata, Chondrichthyes, Rhinopristiformes, Pristidae. The transcript is spliced from 3 exons. Bases 756 to 5690 code for a protein of 1644 amino acids. Gene Ontology annotation, molecular function: GTP binding. The record is from RefSeq and is a predicted model, not a curated record.